Parastagonospora nodorum SN15 is the source of this 1407-nucleotide messenger RNA. RefSeq lists its product as hypothetical. The record is from RefSeq and is a predicted model, not a curated record. The transcript is spliced from 2 exons. Gene Ontology annotation, biological process: sphingosine biosynthetic process. Gene Ontology annotation, cellular component: intracellular membrane-bounded organelle; cytoplasm; membrane. Lineage: Eukaryota; Fungi; Ascomycota; Dothideomycetes; Pleosporales; Phaeosphaeriaceae. The coding region runs from base 1 to 1407 and encodes 468 amino acids.
AUGGCCGAACCCGACGCAAAGGCUGCGCCAGCCGGCAGCGGGUCUGCAGGACCUGUCAAGCCUGAGAAGCCUCCGAACCCAGUAUGGCGAAUGAUGGGCUUGCCAAACUUCCGCUUCAGACUCCCCUCGCGCAAUUGGAUGAUAUUCCUUUCAAUCACGGGAUCAUGGACUGCCGCUGUCAUGUACGAUCGCCGCGAGAAGAAGCGCAUACAACGCAAGUGGUCGAAGCUCGUGGAACACAUCGCACAAGAGCAUUUGGAUACACACCAACUAGCUCGGAAGGUCACCAUAUACAUUUCUGCGCCACCAGCAGACGGAUUGGUACCCGCCCGCGACCACUUCCACGAAUACGUAAAACCCAUACUUGUUGCAGCAGCGCUAGAUUGGGACGCGAUCGAGGGCCGAAGAGAGGGAGAUGUCAGAGCUGGGCUAGCCGAGAGGAUACGAAAGCUGCGGAAACAAAAAGGAGAGCCGACGAGCGAACCUCUAGAAGCGGGGAUUGAGGAGUCGCUUGCUGAAAUGAGGCAGAGAUCUGGCGUGCAGGAGUGGGAUGGCAUAUAUGGAGAUGUUGUCAUCGGAAGACACACAUGGAAAGAGUAUGUUAGAGGACUACAUGAGGGCUGGCUCGGCCCGCUAGAUCCUCCUGUUCAACCCGCAGAACUCACACCCGCCAAUUUCCCGGUGCCGCAAAUUGAAGAAUCGACGCCGAAACCCACACCUCAAAGUACACCAGGCGCGGAGCCAGUGGUCGUGCACGCGACCGACGACGCUUCUCCCCAGGCUCUUCCCGACACACCUAUGCCAGAAGAAGGCGAUAAGCCGAAAGAGGAAGAGAACAAGCCAAAGAAAAAGAAGCAGCCACCGCCAUUCAUCAAGCCCGACGAAUACGAGAAUGCUGUCGUCUCACCGUAUUGCCCCCAGGCGCUUGGUCCCGCAGCAGUCGUGCCAUUCCCACAUCUGCUAGGUUUCUGGAACUUCCCCAUCCGCAUGUACCGCUUUCUCAACAGGCGCCAAGUAGCAGACGAUAUUGGCAGACAAACAGCAGCCGCAGUUUUGGGCGCAUACAGACCUUUCGAAGUUGCGGGUGAGACUGCCAACGUCAGCGGGAACGAUGAAAGCAGCAGCGCAAAAUGGGAGCAACAGAGGUUGCUUGCGCAAGAGGAGGCCGACUACCACAAGACGGCACGGGACCGAAGUAAAGACGAGGAAGGAAAAGAGCGAGUGUGGCUCGACGACAUGGUGCUCGAUCCCCGCAUCGCAGAGCGCAUGAGGAGAUUCGUAAUAGACGCUGAAGUAGAAGAACGCGCCAACAACUUGCCCGCAGACAAAAAGGAGUCAUGGUUUGCUGGAUUGUGGCCAAAAGAGCAGAAAAAAGGCCUCUGGGAAGGAUUGAGCGAUGAUGAAUGA